AGCUUCACUUGACAACUCGUAUAUGGCCAUAGCAGUUCAUCCUCAUUAGUUAUUCUUCACUCAUAUUAUACCAAAGACUUGGACCCAUACUCGGAAUUAUUCAUCAAUUCACUACGCCAUCUCCAUAUUCCAUCCCCGCUUUUUGUCUUGAACUUCUCAUAAAACUUCUCUUCACCAUGACUGAGACACAUCCCAUCACAGUCGAGUCUUUACCGGAUCUCCUCAAAGAUGAUACCAAAGUGAAGUUGGCCGGCGUAGAUGUUGAUGGCCAACUACGAGGAAAGAUCAUAUCCAAGAAAAAGUUUCUCUCAGUAGCCAAAGAGGGGUUUGGUUUCUGCAGCGUCAUAUUCGGCUGGGAUAUGCACGAUAGGACCUAUGACCAGGAACUCAAGAUUAGCAAUAAGGAGAAUGGCUACCGCGACCUCAUCGCCGUGCCUGAUCUGAAAAGCUUCCGCCGUAUACCUUGGGAAGAUGACAUUCCCUUUUUCUUGGUGAACUUCUUCGACGACUCACAACCUAUGUGCGCCGAUCCGCGGGGUCUGCUUCGGUCCAUCGUCGAGAAAUUGGAGACCAAGGGUUGUAACGCCAUGGCAGGAGCCGAACUCGAAUUCUUCCAAUUCAAAGUACCCUCUUCGUCUUCCUCUACUACGGAUUCAUCCGCUCCUUCUGUUGUCACCUACCUAAACAAUAAUCCACCGCACGCCCUGCCGCCUUUGACGGAGGGUAUGUUUGGCUACAGCAUAACGCGACCGACCCUCAACAAAUCCUACUACCACGCAGUAUAUGAUGCGUGCGUCAAAUUCAAGUGCGAUUUAGAAGGAUGGCAUACGGAAAGCGGGCCUGGGGUGUAUGAAGCGGCGUUGGAGUUUGGCCAGAUCUCCGAGAUGGCCGACCGUGCUUCCCUCUUCAAGUACGUGGUCAGGUCCGUAGCUAGCGAAUACGGCAUUACCCCUUGUUUCAUGGCAAAGCCUCGGUAUGGUCUACCGGGGAAUAGCGGGCACACUCACGUGUCUGUCGUGGACAAGGACGGCAAGAACCUCUUCUAUCGUGAGGUCAAGGACGAGAACGCAAAGUACUCCGAUAUUGCCCAUCUAAGCGACUUGGGGAGACAUUUCCUCGCGGGCAUUCUAGAAGGGCUGCCUGAUAUCAUGCCAAUGCUUGCGCCCACCAUAAACAGCUACAAGCGUUUGGUAGAAAACUUCUGGGCCCCUGUGACCGUUUCAUGGGGUCUGGAGCAUCGCGCCGCAUCCGUUCGACUGAUCGCACCGCCGACCUCCAAGCCUGGAGCCACUCGGUUUGAGAUUCGUGUUCCGGGUGCCGAUGCAAACCCUUACUUCGUCAUGUCAGCCAUCCUAGCCCUCGGCUGGCGCGGCGUAGAGAAGAAGCUCGAGCUUACCCUCCCGCCUUUGGGCAAGGGUCAAGAUGUGGGGGGUAGUGCCGACCAAGGGGCUCGACUCGCGAAGAACCUGAAAGAGGCCACUGAUAGAUUUAUGCGCAAAGAAAGCAUUGCUCGCGAGGUGUUUGGUGACGAUUUUGUUGAUCAUUUUGGCGGUACGCGAGAGAACGAGAUACGACUUUGGGAUGAAGCGGUAACGGAUUGGGAGCUCAAGCGAUACAUCGAGACGGUAUAAAGGCAUGAUUUUCUGAUGAUAUCGUAGACUGAAUGUACGAUGCCCCUGUAUGACAACCCUGAGCACCUACUAGGUACUUAGCACAAUUGAUUACAAUCUUUUUUUUUAUUCGAGUCGAUUCGCAGUGUCUUUCGACUCGCUCAUUGCACAUCUUCAUUGCGGCUUUUGCGUUUCUAGUCGGAUGAAAAUCGAGUAAGCUUUGCACAGGUAGAACUGUACUUUUUGGGCGUCAGAUUAUAGUAGAGGUAUUUCUUGCGGUGCUACGCUGGAUGCCGAUCUAUCUGACGUACAUAUAGAAGUCAAUCUAGGCAUGUAGGUAUGUAUGUAAGUGGC
Hypoxylon fragiforme is the source of this 1964-nucleotide messenger RNA. Its product is annotated as putative glutamine synthetase. Gene Ontology annotation, molecular function: glutamine synthetase activity. The transcript is spliced from 2 exons. The record is from RefSeq and is a predicted model, not a curated record. Bases 177 to 1631 code for a protein of 484 amino acids. Lineage: Eukaryota; Fungi; Ascomycota; Sordariomycetes; Xylariales; Hypoxylaceae.